Messenger RNA from Babesia bovis T2Bo, 583 nucleotides. Its product is annotated as putative integral membrane protein. The record is from RefSeq and is a predicted model, not a curated record. Bases 72 to 569 code for a protein of 165 amino acids. The transcript has 2 exons. Lineage: Eukaryota; Apicomplexa; Aconoidasida; Piroplasmida; Babesiidae.
ACAUGUAAUACUUUUCAAUGUUUUAUCGAAACAUUUAAUUGUAUUACAAUAUCAACAGUCUUCAUACAAAAAUGGCAGCUACAACUUUCGUUUCUUGCCGUGGGUGCAACAGGUUCGGUGUCAUCUCCAAGAUGAUCGUUAGUGCAUUAGCCCUUUUUUAUGUUGCAUCUGCUAUCGUAUAUUGUGGUAAGAUCGACGACGACGACGACAUACCUCGCACUGUUACUCUGACUCCCACUGCCCAUUCUUGCCCUUUUGGAACUCUGCCUGUUUCCAAGAAUGCUAAGCGUGGAAAUGACAAGUGUGCUGAGAACAAAGAGCAACAUCUAUCAAAUAAACGUUGCCCCGGAAAAGUAUGUGCAUGCGGGAAGUCCGAUAUUGCACAAGCCGAAGGAUCUGGUCUUGAAAAAAGUGCUUCCUUUAUGGAGGUCGAGGAUCCUAUAGUGAUCAUUUCAGACUCUGUGGAUGAGGAAGCCACUGAAAGCAAUGAGGGCGCUAGGCCUACUGCCGGCAAGUGUAUUCCUAGGGAGAUUGAGUCUCCAGACGUGCGCUACGAAAGGCUUGUUUAGAGCAUUCCAGCUUC